Messenger RNA from Paramecium octaurelia, 2498 nucleotides. The record is from the annotation of a GenBank genome assembly. NCBI's taxonomy places the organism in Eukaryota, Ciliophora, Oligohymenophorea, Peniculida, Parameciidae.
AUGCAUAGACAAUAAUAUUGUACAAUAUUUGAUCAUUCAUAACUGCCUAUAUUUGGUGUAUGCUUAGAUUAGAAAUGCAAUUCAUAGAGACCAUAUUGUCAUAAGUGUAUGCAAUCAAUACACAUAAAUCAUGUUACAUCUUUAAUUUCAUUUGAGGAAUUUUCAGAAUGGAUUAGAAAUCGGUAGAAUUAGAUCUAAGAGCUAAAGAAAUUCAUCACUCUGAGCUAAUUAACAACAGAAUAACUUAAGUUUAUUAAUCAUAUUUAAGAAAUGGAAAUCAAUUAAGAAAAAAUGCAAUAAUUAGAAUUAUCUUAAUUAAAUAUUAUAGCCUAUAAUUUGACUAAAAUAGAUCACUUAUUAGGCUUCAAAGAUUGGCAAUAAACAAAUAAAAACCUUCUUGAAAUUAAUAAGAUAUGUCAAACAAUGAAACAAAUUGCUUAUAUGGUUUCCAAUAAAGAUUAAGUUCAGAAUCUUAAGAAAUAAAAUUUUGAAUAAAAUAAAUUAGGAUAAGAUCAGUAGCAAGUAAUUAAUGAUAAAUCACCCUUAAUUAAUAACCCUAGAGUCUAAAUUGAAAAAAUAAAUUAACAAUAAGAAGUGCCAAAUUAAAAGAUUAAAUGGUAAGAGAAGAGCAAAGAAUUUGAAUUACUAAUAUGGAGUGAUCCCAGAUUCAUAAGAACUAAAUUAUAAAUAAACUAAACAAAAAAUACAGAAGUUUAAUAUAUUAAAGAUGGGUUUAUUUUAAGAAGGUAGCUUUAUUUUAUAAUGAUUAGCGAUUUAAUAACAACAACAGACCAAAAAAUACUAAAAAAUAUAGAAUAAAUUAAAAAUUUAGAAUGGAGGGGUAAUUUUGGAAAUAAUAACCUGAAAGUAGGAAAAUGGGUCGUAACAUGGUUGGGUAAAACUUUGGAAGGCGUAGGUGGAUUGUACACUGUUGAUGGGUAAAAACAUGGUAGGUGGAGAGAAUUAAGUUAGAAUUAUUGGACGUAAAAUUGAUAUAAUUGCAUAAUUAGUUUGGCUUAGGUGUAUGAAGAGGGGGAGUAUAAUAAUGGUUUAAGAAUAGGAGUUUGGAAAUACUUUUAUUAAGAUAAAUAAAUGUAUCAAAUUCAUGCAAUAAGUUAGCAAUGGUGGUUUAUAUAAUAAUUAAGGUUAAAAGAAUGGAGAAUGGCAAGAGUUGAGUACCGAGUUUUGGGAUAAAUCGUAAAUAAUUUAUCAUGGUGUGUACAAAAAUGGAAAUAAGGUUGGUCGAUGGGUUACAAAGUAUGAAGGAUCAGAGAUGUAAUAUAAAUACAAGUAUUAGUGGUGGUGGCCUAUAUGAAGAUUAUCAGGAAUAGGAUAAUUUCGUUUUAGUUUAAAACAACCUGUUUAAAGAAUAUGAUUUUUAGUCAAUCGUUUUGAAAUAGCUAGAUGAUGAUCAAUCAUAAAACUCCAUUAUAGACAAUUCGACUGAUUCAUUGGAUCAUAAAUAUGAAGUAGUUGAUAAUUUGAUAUGCCCAAAUAAAGUUGGUAAAUGGAUUGAAUUGAGCAAUGGGUUUUAUAAGAAUUCCUAAGUUACAUAUGAGGGUGAAUAUAGAAAUGGUAAGAAAUUUGGGAGAUGGGAGAUUUUGUGGAAAAAUAGUUUUGAAGAUAAAAAUAAAGUUUAGAUGUACUCAUUAUAUUUUAAAAUUCAUUAGCGGUGGUGGAUCAUAUGAUUAGGAAUCAUAGCUAAAGACUGGAAAAUGGGUUGAAUUGAGUGAAGGAUUUUGGGAAAAUUCUUAAGUUAUAUACAAAGGUGAAUAUAAAAAUGGUAAAAAGCAAAAUUCUUGGACCAUUGAAUCUCUUGGAGAAUAAAUGUAAAAUUAUUUUUAUAAUUAUUUUAUAAUAGUGGGGGGGGAUCAUAUGAUAAAGAAGGUUAAAUUAAAAUAGGAAGUUGGAUAGAACCCAUUAAUGGAUAUUUCGGAGGAGCCUAAGUAAUUGAAAAAGGCUAGUAUUUAAAUGAUAAAAAAGUAGGCAAGUGGGAUAUAUGUUAUCGAGAGUAAGAGAACCAAUCUUUUAUUACAAUGUAAAAAUAUGAAAGAUAUUAAAUUUUAGAGGUGGAGGAUCAUAUGAUUAAAAUAGUUCAGUUAAAACAGGAAAUUGGAUUGAAUUAAAUGAAGGGUUUUGGGAUAGAUCUUAGGUCACAUUUAACGGAGAGUAUAGAAAUGGUAAAAAGGUUGGUCGUUGGAAUAGCUAUUUAAAGAAAAAUUAUGGGGAUUAUCAGAAUGUGUAAAUGUAAAAAUAAAUAUUAUAUUCUCUCUAUUUUAGUGGUGGUGGAUCAUAUAGUGAAUAAGACUCUCUUAAGAUUGGAGAAUGGAUUGAUCUGAAAGAUCAAUUUAUAGUGUUUUAGUAACUUGUUUAUAAAGGUGAAUAUAAAGAUGGUAAAAAAAUUGGAACUUGGAUGGAAAUAGAAAUUAGAAAAAAUGAGACCAGAGGUAUUCUUAAUUAUGAAAAUUGAAUAAUCAUAAUUCAUAUUUAAAUAAAAU